CUGCGAGAACAAAUGUUGCAGAGCCAGCAGUUUAGCUGAUGCAGAUAUUGCUCGCUAUUGAGUAUUGUCCGUUCACGGUACCGGCCUCUCAAGAACAUAGUCAUUGGUGUUUGUGGCUCUUACCUGCUGAGCAGCGAACGGUCAAGGUCAAGCUUUGAACUCGCAGGUGUCUAUCUGCGUCUUGUGACAACACAAACCCGUGUCUGGGCAGUGUGCUGCUGCUGCUGCUUCUGCUGCUGCUGCCGCUGCUGCUGCUGCCGCUGCUGCUGCUGCUGCUGCCGCUGCCGCUGCUGCUGCUGCUGCUUCUGAUGAAACACAACACGCGUCGUAGCGUCGAAGGCCAAACAAAUCUGCUAGAAGCUAAAAGAGUGACUAUAAAACUGUUCAAAGUGAUGUAACCCACCGGUGGCCGUACUACUGCCACCACCGCCGCCGACAUACUACUAUCAACCUCAUCAACGGCCGUGCUGCUGCGGUGAAACCUGAGUUGGCUCCCACAAGUCGAAAUGGCAGAGUGCAUGCCACUGUUAGUGGAAAGGGUCCAGCGGCGUCUUGUGUACUUGAAAACACGAUUUGCAAACGAGAGUCAUUCGAUCAUCGACUAUCUUGUGGAAAAUGGAAUCUUUGAAACAAACAGCGAGAUCCAUCAGAAACUCCAGCACCCGAUGAAAACUGACAUUGAGCGAUUCCGAGCAAUUUGGACAUAUCUACCACAGACGGAGAAGGGAUUGAAAUUGUUCAUGUGCGCCAUUGAGCAAACCGACACAUUCAAACAAAAUUUCAAAAUGUACUACGAAGGCUUGGCGAAGCCGUUGAGGGAGUAUCCCGACAACACACUAGAAAUUCACCAUUGGAGAGAACAAGAUGCUAUCCCAGCGUGGAUGGAAGCCAUGCAGCAAUUUGAGAGAUCCGGCAGUCAGCCAAUCACCCCACAGCAAGCAAGCGAUGCCGGCGGUGACCACGCGAUAGCGGAGCCUGUCUAUACACCUACCUAUGCCAGCAGUGCAUCAGCUGAGCUGGUCAGCCCUUCUCCGGAUGAAAGUGGCGAGAAGCCGGUGACCCCGGCGCCCAUGGCUACUGGUUCUGGUGCUGAUGGUGGUGAUGGUGGUGGUGGUGUCACGCCAGGCAGAGAUGGAUGUGUGAUGUACAGCUCGCGGUUCAGCGGCGACGGAAAUGCCGCACUGCGCGGUGGUACUCUUGAUACUAUGCAGUACAGCUCGCAGGUCAGCGCCGACGGAAGAGCAGCACUUGGUGGUGGUACCCUUGACACUAUGCAGUACAGCAUUGAUAGUCCACAGUACAGUACUGGUGGUGCGUCCGUUGUGAGCAGAGAAGAAGUCGGAGUAGGGAGAUAUGACAGCACUGACUCACCUGGACCUCCUAUACCUGCGACUGAUGCUGGUCUUCCUCGAUUGCCCACAGAAGUUGAUGGCACAACUACCACUCCGCUAGAAGAAACGGAAAAGGAUGGUAAAUAUAAUUAUGUCACUGACUCACCUGGACCUCCUAUACCUGCGACUGAUGCUGGUCUUCCUCAAUUGCCCACAGAAGUUGAUGGCACAACUACCACUCCGCUAGAAGAAACGGAAAAGGAUGGUGCAUGCCGGGAAAGCACUAGUCAAUCAGCCCAAGCUACUACCAAUGCUGACGGCAGUAGUGAUGCUGCUGCUGCCGGUGGUGGUGGUGACGGCGGUGGUGAUGAUAACGGUAGCGAACAUUCCUCUUCUGGCCCGGGCACGAACUGGGGAUCAUACCUCUGGUACGGAUUGGCGGGAGUUGCGGUGGUGGUGCCCGCCUCUGUACUCCUGUACGGUGUAGCGUCCUCGCUUUGGCCCGGGGCGUUCCGCGGCGGUAUGAAGGUCACACAAAACCUUUCCCUGCUGAGCUGGUUGACACUAUCGCAGUCUCUGGAGAUCAAGUCUCCUGCUCCUCCUGAUGGUGGAUCUGGGACAUAGCCGAUCUACAGUCAGCAAUGGCACUUGACUGCUCUUAGCAUCUUGUCUUGUUCAGUUUGAAAUUAAAUCGAGGAGGCUAUCACAACCUAUAUGUUGUGCUUGAGAAAAUAGAUUUCAAUUUGAUAAUUUCUAUUCCCCUUGUUGACGUUUGGUUCGAGUCCUGGUAGUGGUAGUCAAUUUUUUUCUUUCGGCUUUUCCCUUUUCGACCCUUCAAACUAGUGAAUAAAUGUUGGCAUUUGUUAGGCACAUUGGCACCUUGCAGUGCAAGAUGACCGCAUUAAUUUCUCCCCCCAAACCACACCUUUUAUUUGUUGCAAAUUGAUUUUAGAUUUUCAUUUCACCAAAUGUUCGGCCAUGGCCUACCACCAGGGUGGAAACCAGGGAGUCGCAAAAUACCGUA
Molecule: messenger RNA, 2355 nt
Organism: Sycon ciliatum
Lineage: Eukaryota; Metazoa; Porifera; Calcarea; Leucosolenida; Sycettidae
Exons: 6
Coding region: 507-1955 (482 amino acids)
Source: RefSeq, a predicted model, not a curated record